This is a messenger RNA of Sipha flava (yellow sugarcane aphid), 1635 nucleotides long. RefSeq names its product pickpocket protein 28 (gene ppk28). The coding region runs from base 20 to 1525 and encodes 501 amino acids. The transcript is spliced from 8 exons. The record is from RefSeq and is a predicted model, not a curated record. Lineage: Eukaryota; Metazoa; Arthropoda; Insecta; Hemiptera; Aphididae. Gene Ontology annotation, biological process: sodium ion transmembrane transport. Gene Ontology annotation, cellular component: membrane. Gene Ontology annotation, molecular function: ligand-gated sodium channel activity.
UAGUAUUAAAUGGAGAAGGAUGUUAAAUGAUUAUUCACAGAAUUCUACUUUACAUGGACUUAGAUAUGCUGGUGAUAAUAAACUUAGUGCAAGCGAAAGGAGUUUUUGGAUAAUAUCCUUUGGUUUAGCUGUUAUAACAGCAAUUUACUUUAUAGCAAACUUGGUUCAUAAAUGGCAAGAUAUGCCCGUAAUCAUCAGUCUAUCUCCAAAAGCAACUCAACUUACAAGCAUACCAUUUCCUGCGAUAACAAUAUGCAAUAUGAACAAUGCAAGAAAAUCGGUCGCUCGAAAUAUUUUAGAAAACUCUUCUAAACUCAAAGCAGAUAUUGAUCGUCGUUUAUUAAGUGAUUUUUGUGAUGAAGAUACACAAUCAAUGGAUUCUUCUAUGGACAAUUUCACUGGUGAUUGGGAUUCAUUAAAAAAAUUUAUGAUUAGAGUAUCUCAGCCUUGUCAUGAAAUGAUAAUAUCUUGUCUAUGGGCAAAUAACCCUAAAGAUUGUUCAGAACUAUUUAACCCUUCAUUAACAGAUGAAGGUAUCUGUUGUUCUUUUAAUAAAGUUAAGUCAGAUUACAUAUUUCGGAACCCAAAAGAUAUAUCUUAUUUAAAUGUUACCUUUCCAAAUCCGUCUGCAAAUUGGACCCCUGAAAACGGGUACCCACCAAAUACACCAGCUGAAUUUAUACCUUGGAGACCCUGGGGUGCAGGUAAUCAUCUAGGAUUAACUCUUGUUUUGGAUGCUGAAAUAGAGGAAUAUUACUGUUCAUCAGAAGUCAGCUAUGGAUUUAAAAUAAUGUUACAUAGUCCAGUAGAAACUCCAAAAAUAUCAUCAUUUGGAAGUUUUGUAUCUCCAGGUAGAGAGACCUCAAUAGAAAUUCACCCUACCGUAGGAAUGGCUACACCAGCAUUAGCUAAUAUAGAAAAAGAAAAACGUCAAUGUGUAUAUUCAGCCGAAAAACAAUUGAGGUUCUAUAGAACUUAUACUCAACGGAACUGUAUAAUGGAAUGUGAAGCAAAUUUCACUCUAAUGUUUUGCCAAUGUGCCAUGUAUUACAUGCCAAAAGACAACUACUCUAGAAUUUGUGGGAAAAAAGAUGAAGAAUGUUCCGAUAAAGCUAAAUUGGCAAUGGAACUACGUUAUAGUUCAGCCUUAAUGAAUAUGAAUAAAUUAUUAAAUGGGACACAUUUACCAAAUUGUACUUGCUUACCGGGGUGCCAUUGGAUUGGAUACAAUAAAGUGCAAUCAUCUUCUCCAUUGGCAAACAGUUAUAAAAUUAAACAAACAUUUCUAGUUGGCAGAAAUUCUGCAUAUUUCAAAAAAAAUAUGGCAGUGAUUCAUUUUUUCUUUGAAGAAACACAGUUUACUGGAUUUACCAAAGGAGAGUUGUUCGGAUUCACUGAAUUUUUAUCUAACACAGGAGGACUUUUAGGUUUAUUCAUGGGUUUUAGUUUCCUCAGUGCAAUUGAAGUAAUAUAUUUCAUUUCAUUGCGUUUAUGGUGUGCAAUGUCCAAAAAAAAAAAAAAAUAACAGAUGGACCAAAUCAUCAAAACUAAGAAUAUUCUCUUCUUAUUAUUUUUACUUUUUUGGACAGUUUAAAUUAUUAUUAUCACAACCUUUUUUUAUCCCUAUCACUUAUA